UCUCCCUCUCUCAAUUCUCCGCCAGCAGCAGUGACGUAGGCGAACGUGCAAACGGUUCAGCCCCAUGUCCCUGAGACACUCGCUUCUCCAGGGGCCAGAAACUGAGAAGGAGGGGAAAGGCAGCUAGAGCGGCUGCCUGAGACCGGCUUUGGGUGUUUGGGAUUUUUUCCCCACCUCCUCUUUCAGUUAUUUAUUUAUUUUUAAUUAUCCUCCUUCUUCAUCUUCCCUGUGUGCGCCGUCAGCUCCGCUCUGGGGACCAGAGAGAGGGCGUCUCGCUUGUGCAUCGCCUGUCUGCCCGCCAGCUCGCAGCCCAUGAGGUACUGUGGCAAUGUGUGCGGUCUGGAGGAACGGUUUGGUGCCAUCCUAAAUUGCCCCCGUCGAUUAUGGGCUGUAUUGGCUCCAAAACCACCAUCGGUAAAUGUUGAGGAUACUGUCGAAAUGCUACCCAAGUCCCGGCGAGCCCUCACCAUCCAAGAAAUUGCAGCCCUCGCACGUUCCUCUUUGCAUGGUAAGUCCCACCCACUACCCUUGCACAGUGCUGUACCAGGACCAAACUGCACCCGGGGGCAUGACCUCCGGGUCAUGACCCUGGGGGUCGCUGAACAGUUUGCCAUCGCUGAAGCCAAACUGCGGGCCUGGUCCUCCGUGGACGGGGAUGAUUCAAACGACGAAUCCUAUGACGAGGACUUUGCCACCCCUACUGAGUCCACCCAACCGGCCGACGCUGCCAACCAGCUCCCGCCCAGCACUUUGCUGAGGGGCUUCCUGCGCAGCCGCCUGUGUCAGCUGAACGCCCGGCAAGGCUCUUGCGACCCGGAGAGCGACUCCUCCCAGACCACCAUCUCUCCGGAGACUUUGUGUUCCAGCCUCUGCAGUCUGGAGGACAGCCUGUUCCUCAAGGAGCUGGGCUCGCCUUCCGAACUGGCCGUCAAGCUGCUGGGCUCCCUGUCCAGCGGGGAGGAGAUGCUCCCCUCCAAGUUGCCUACACAGACAGCCGGAGAAUGUGCCUUCCGGAGCCUGGCGCAGCUCGAGUGCCAGGACUCUAUGUACUCCAUGUCCUUCACCGAGUCCUGCCUCUCCCCCACGGAGGACGAGGGGAUCCCGUGCAAGGACUACCAGGGGGGCUGCAAAAUCCACGGGGACAGCUGCCAGGUCCGGAGGAAAGUGUCCGACGUGGCCUCCUCCGGCGUGGUGUCGCUCGACGACAACGAGGAGGACGAGGAAGAGCAAGAGGAGGACACUGGGGAACAGUGAAUUCCUGCGCCCUCCAUGGCAUGCUGCACCUGCCAUCUUGUCUCACUCUGUGGCAUUCUUCCGUGACCCUGCUCCGUGGCCCAUCGUUCUCUUGACAGGAGGGUUCCGUCCCGAACUCCCCGGGCUGCGUCCUGGGCCUGCGUCGGGCAAAGGAAGGCUGGUUCGAAGCAAACCGACGACCGACUCGCCCGCCCCUGUCCUGUGCCCCAUUCACCUCCACUGUGCCAUCUGAUUCCAACCAUGUAAUCCGGAGGGGCCUUUCACGUGGCUUCGUGGAUUUUGCCUGCUGCAUUUUCUCUCUCUCUCUUUCGUGGCCUGUUUUGUUUUUCUUGCAUGAGAAUGUCUUGGAAAGGGGUGGGAAGAAAAGCCCCAAGCGAAAUACUGAACCCCGGGGCGGCGCAGGCUGGACUCGCCACCGUCUGGGCCGGUUCAGAGCAUGCUGCGUGCCCCGGGCCCCCUGGCGGAGCGGCGCCUUGUGGCUGUCCAGGUGGCAUGGCUAAACGCUUGCGAAGCAGACCUGUAACGUUUUCCGAAGACAAUUGAAAAACUAUUUACCGCCCUGUACGGCCCCUUCCAGACUCCUCCGGCUGAGGGCCCAGGGCUGAAGCGGAAUGUGGAAUGCAAUGGAUGCUUAACAUGUUUAUGCCUUUUUAAAAACAAACAAAAGAAACAUACAAAAACUGUUGUCUGGGCCCAGACGGGCCACUUCUUGGCUUUUACGGUGUUGAAUUUUAUACUGUGGCUUCCCCGGAAGAAACAGGCGAGGCAGGGGGUGAGGGACGCGCUAGUGGGCUACGCCUCGAAGCACGGGGCGCUGUGGGGUCCUCCUCUCCCCCACGCCCGCCCCUACUCCCUCAGGAGAAGGCAGGAGCAUGAUCGAAGGCCACAGGGGGUGGCCCGUCCUUUCGCCCCAGAUCUUUUCUAUAUUUUUGUAUGUGCGUCUCCGUGUAGCUGUUGUUAGGGGCGCCGGUGCCCUGGCCAAUCAGAGCGGGCGAUACUGUGAUCCUCAUCCCAGCCUGUCCCCUGUUAAUAGGACCUGUGUGACACUUGGCUAGCAAGGGCUCCCGGUCCUCCCCUAUGAAGCAGCUCCUCGAGAGAGUGGUACUCAUGCGCCAGGCUGGGCCCAGGAAAGCAAUGGGUUGGCGGUGGGGAAAAGUGCCCGGUCUGAGCAUUUGUGCAACGCAUGUGUCUCUUUUUUGCCAGGGUAACGGUCAAGACCGCUCCCAAAGGAUCCUGGGAAUUUUAGAGCCUUCUGGGUCAAAGGUCCUUCACCUUCACUUCCCCACGCUACUUGGAACAGUUAAGUUUCCCGGAGAGAGGGGAACAUCUAGGAAACAAGCUCUCGGUACAGCCAGAGAUACAUGCCUGCACCCCCCCCCCCGUUAGCUUGCCUUCCUUCCCAGGCACACAUGUACAUGAAUGUAUCCAUGCGCGCGCACAUCAAUAGGGUCAUCAACCUCUGGUUGGGCCUAGAGGUCUCCCCGGAUAAUGAGAGGUCUUCGAAUCACAAAAAAUUGACAGUUUUAGAGUGGACUCUAUGGUAUGCCAUUGGGCAGGGGUGUCGAACAUGUGACCCAGGGUCUGUGAGCCAGCUGAGACAACCCCCCCUUACUCCUGAUCGGGAGUGAAGGGGGGGUCACCACAGCUGGCUCCUGGGCUUGAGAACUCCUCUCAAGGCAGCCAUCCCACCCCGCUGUGGGCUUGCCAGUCCAGCACCCACCCCCCCAUCCGUGCCUGGUCCGACCAAGUCACAUUCAUGUCCUAUCUCCGUGGUGGCAAACCUUCGGCACUCCAGAUGUUAUGGACAACAAUACCUAUCAGCCCCUGCGAGCUGGCAGGGGCUGAUGGGAAUUGUAGUCCAUAACAUCUGGAGUGCCAAAGGUUCGCCACCACUGUCCUAUCUGGUCCUCCUGGUAAAUGAGUCUGACACCUCUGCUGUAGUGUCUGGAGCUGCGGAAGUCGAGCGCCAUCCAGGAAUUUCCCAGCCCUGAUUUUUUUUCCGUGACGUGACCUUGUUUUCUAUUUUUAGCACAACGGCUCAAGACACAAAAGCCGUAUCCUGCCCUCCCCCCGCCCAGUCCCUUUGUCAGGUAAAUGAGCCUACAAAGAGAUAUCCCUGCAAAUGCAUAGGAAGGGAAACACACCCUGUGUCCAAGACAGGUGGCGGAGCCUCCGGCCCCAAACGCAUGCAACUCAAGCAUGAGUAUUGAAGCACAUGAAUGCAGACCUAAACUCCCAUCGGGUACAUUCCUCUGAGCCUUGCCGUCCAUUCUCCUUUUAAGCAGGCGCUCGGGGAUAUGCAGGAUGUGGUCUCGGGCGUAGAAUUUGGCAGCUGCUACAGAAUCUCAACCUGUUUUGCUGGGUGUCUGUUUUGGGUAAGGGGCGAGGGAGACUCUUCCGCACACGCAGAAUAAUACACUUUCAAUCCGCUUUCACAAUUGUUUGCAAGUGGAUUUGGCUCUUCCGCACAGCAAAAUGCCGCUGCAAAGUGCAUUGAAAGUGGAUUGAAAGUGCGUUAUUCUGCAUGUGCGGAAGGGGCCUAAAGGUUGGACUGGGUUGGGACAAAUUUUCGAACAGCAAAGGUAUAGCUGCUUAGUGACCCAACUCAGAUCUGGGCGGUAUGGGGGAACAUGGGUUUUUAACCCUUCUACCCAGCCUGGUUGGUUUGGCUGGUGAAAAAACUACCACCGUCUUUCCCAGUGCUGUUCUUAGGUCUUUAAAAGAAAAGAAAGAGAGAGGUGUCUUGGGAGCUCUCAUGGGGUCAGGAAAAACCAAUAUUGUGGUUAAUUUUGAGGAACCAGAGAAGGUUUCCUGUCCCCUGGGAGGGAACGGGGUCAUUCAGUUCUUGUUUCUGUUCUGUCACCCUCUCUCUCGUUGUGUCCCAGACCUAGGGUUAGGGUUGCCAACUCCAGAUCAGGAAAUACCCUGGAGAAUUUGGGUUGGAAUCCGAGGAGGGCAGGAUUUGGGAGGAGAGGGAUGUCAAUAGGGUAUAACUGCAGAGUCCACCUUCCAAACUGUCCGUUUCCCCCAGGGGGAACUGGUCUCUGACUCCUGGAGAUCAGUGGUAACAGCCAGAGAUCUCCAGCCUCCACUUGGAAGUGGGCAACCCUGCCUGAGCCACCCUCUCUGUAGGAUGGGAGCCCUCCCUAUCAAAAAGACCAUGCAAAAAGUCCCGUGGGGGUGUGUGUUUCAUCAAGAAAGGGGUGGGCUUCGGAAGAGUUCAGGGGUGCAAAGAAUCGGGGGGAGGGUUGAGACCUGGGGGAGGGGGCCAACGUGCCUGGCUCUGCCUUCUGGAAAAAGUAGGGUGCAUUUUUAUAACACUCACCCCACUCCUUGGGCGACCGUGUUUGCACUAGGGAACGGUCGGAUUCUUUCGUUUUAACGCUGCUGGCUGGAGGCUUUUAGGGGUAACGUAAAAGGGUGCCUCGAGCGUGAUUCCUGGAGGCCAGAAGGGUAGACAGACGAGGUAGGAGAACCACUAUGAGGCUCAAAACCAGGGUCCUCCAGUAUUGGGACACAGGAGAGCGUUAUCGCUUUCUUGGGUUGCUGACUAUGAACAAGAGAGAUAAUUUCCCCUGGAGAAAACGGCUUCUCUGCAGGGCGGACUUGAUGACGUUAUACCCUACUGUUCCCAGCCUGUGCCCCAAAUUGCCAGGAGUUUCCAGGCUCGGCCACCCUAUUCGACUCUCCCCUACCCAAACUCUGUUUUGGGUGCAAUCCUGUGACCCCCACCCCCCUCCCCACUGCCCAAUUCUGGGGGCAGCCCCAUCCUCACCAAUUGCCCUCGAUGCCUGUGCAGAGCUGUGUUCCAAAGCCUAUGCAUUCUCCCACCCACCCCACCCCCACGCUCUCUGUCCCUUGCACUCUCCCCCUAACCAAUGCACAAUAUUGUACCCCGUCUGACCCUCUUUCUGCCCUUCUCCCGGAGUACGCCCCUGGCUGGUAUGAGUGUCUAUUUUGUUCUGUUUGUAUCUGUAAUUCAUUAAAAGGGUGGUUUUGCCCGACCGGU
Sphaerodactylus townsendi is the source of this 5263-nucleotide messenger RNA. RefSeq names its product family with sequence similarity 131 member A (gene FAM131A). The transcript is spliced from 5 exons. Bases 313 to 1254 code for a protein of 313 amino acids. Lineage: Eukaryota; Metazoa; Chordata; Lepidosauria; Squamata; Sphaerodactylidae. The record is from RefSeq and is a predicted model, not a curated record.